CCAGGGCAACAGGAACGGAGACCCCGCGAGAGGCAACUCACGAGACCCCCGCGCGCAGCCAUGAGCCCCUCCCCCCGCUGGUGCUCGGAGAGGGGCGGGACCUGGAGCAAGGCUGUUCCGUGAUCCCACCAUGUCCACUCCCACCACCGGUUCCCUGGACAGCCCCUUGCCUGGAAAUGCCCCCCCUGAGCCCAGCGCCACCUCUUCUUCACCCACUGUAAAGGAGGAGGGUCCCGAGCCUUGGCCCGGGGGUCUGGACCCCGAUGUCCCCAGCACUGAUGGGGCAGGUUCCGCCUGCAGCGUGGGUGAGACAGGGCCCGGGCUGGGUCAUCCCAGCCCCAGAGGAGGAGCCCGAGCGUAAGCGCAAGAAGGGCCCGGCCCCCAAGAUGCUGGGCCAUGAGCUGUGCCGCGUGUGCGGGGACAAGGCCUCCGGCUUCCACUACAACGUCCUCAGCUGCGAGGGCUGCAAGGGCUUCUUCCGGCGCAGUGUGGUGCGCGGAGGCGCCGGGCGCUACGCCUGCCGGGGCGGCGGGACCUGCCAGAUGGACGCCUUCAUGCGGCGGAAGUGCCAGCUGUGCCGCCUGCGGAAGUGCAAGGAGGCGGGGAUGAGGGAGCAGUGCGUCCUGUCAGAAGAACAGAUUCGCAAGAAGAAGAUCCGGAAGCAGCAGCAGCAGCAGCAGCAGCAGCAGCCUCCGCAACCGCAGCCGUCACCCGGGGGACCGGCGGGCAGCGCCUCAGCCUCCGAGCCUGGGGCCUCCCCCGGGGGGCCCGAGGGGGGUGGCCAGGGCUCCGGGGAAGGAGAGGGUGUGCAGUUAACGGCGGCCCAGGAGCUGAUGAUCCAGCAGUUGGUGGCGGCCCAGCUGCAGUGUAACAAGCGCUCCUUUUCCGACCAGCCCAAGGUCACGCCUUGGCCCCUGGGCGCGGACCCCCAGUCCCGCGACGCCCGCCAGCAGCGCUUCGCGCACUUCACGGAGCUGGCCAUCAUCUCCGUGCAGGAGAUCGUCGACUUCGCCAAGCAGGUGCCUGGCUUCCUGCAGCUGGGCCGUGAGGACCAGAUCGCCCUCCUCAAGGCGUCCACCAUUGAGAUCAUGCUGCUGGAGACGGCCAGGCGCUACAACCAUGAGACGGAGUGCAUCACUUUUCUGAAGGACUUCACCUACAGUAAGGACGACUUCCACCGCGCAGGCCUGCAGGUGGAGUUCAUCAACCCCAUCUUCGAGUUCUCGCGGGCCAUGCGGCGCCUGGGCCUGGAUGACGCCGAGUACGCGCUCCUCAUCGCCAUCAACAUCUUCUCCGCCGACCGGCCCAACGUGCAGGAGCCCAGCCGCGUGGAGGAGCUGCAGCAGCCCUACGUGGAGGCGCUGCUCUCCUACACGCGCAUCAAGAGGCCGCAGGACCAGCUGCGCUUCCCUCGCAUGCUAAUGAAGCUGGUGAGUCUGCGCACAUUGAGCUCCGUGCACUCGGAGCAGGUCUUCGCCCUGCGGCUCCAGGACAAGAAGCUUCCGCCGCUGCUGUCGGAGAUCUGGGACGUCCACGAAUGAGGGGCCUCGCAUCCAGCCUCACGGCCUU
Orycteropus afer afer is the source of this 1569-nucleotide messenger RNA. The record is from RefSeq and is a predicted model, not a curated record. Lineage: Eukaryota; Metazoa; Chordata; Mammalia; Tubulidentata; Orycteropodidae.